Linum trigynum is the source of this 2071-nucleotide messenger RNA. NCBI's taxonomy places the organism in Eukaryota, Viridiplantae, Streptophyta, Magnoliopsida, Malpighiales, Linaceae. The record is from the annotation of a GenBank genome assembly.
GAUGUGGUAAAAUACUAAUUUUUUGGUAAACCAUUCUUAAUGGUCGCUUAAUGGUCGAUUGUCACAAUACUACCAUUAUUUUUCUUCAUAACCAAAGGAAGAGUCCCUCUCCUCCAGAAAGAUUUCCUUCAGCCCGACAAAGGAGGGCAAAGAAAUGAAACAGUGUACCAGCUCGAAAUCGUCUAACAAGACGGUGAGCAGGAAAGACAACGGGGCGAUGACAAUGGUCGUCGAUUCCAAAUGAUUACCUCUCCUGGGGUGUUGCAGGAGGCUCUCUCUUCAUCAUUAAUGAUGAUUAAGAUCCUCUCCUGGAACUGUAGGGAUGCCAAGCACCAUAAGUUCAAGUCUUCUCAUUAGUGGCAAAGACGCUUUAGAUGUUAUCAAAACCUUAGGGUUUGAGUCAUGGGAAAUCUCUAAUGCAGCGGGCUUCAGUGGAGGAAUCUGGGUUAUAUGGGAUAGUCAACAGAUUAACCUGGAGCUUAUUGAUUGCGGGAAGCCGCUCAUUCAUUUACGCUACUGUAGUGGAAACAAGGAAGUGGGUGUGAUCACUGUUGUUUACGCUAUCCCUAAUGAUCACGACCGAAAAGAACUUUGGCAGUAUAUCAAGAAUAUUGAAGGAAGAACUAAGGUUCCAUGGCUCCUAACUGGAGACUUCAACUCCAUCACACGGCCUUCUCAAAAGAUUGGUGGAGCUCCCUUUAACCAGGCCAAAGUUAGAGACUUCAAUGAGUGCAUCAAUGAUUGCGGACUUGUGGACAUUGGGUUCUCAGGACCCAAGUUCACAUAGUUUACCAAGCUUUCCAGAAUCAGAGAAAGACUCGAUCGGAGUCUUUGCAACCUGGAAUGGAUCCAACAGUUUCCCUCAACUUCGACACUGAAUUUGAUCAAACUCAAAUAAGAUCAUAGCCCAUCCUCACCUGUAAUGUCGAACAGCAAAGCAAGACCAAACGGGUGAGACAAUUCUAGUUAUUGGCCCCUGGCUCGCACACUCAGACUUCUUUCCUUUCCUUUCUCUUUCUUGGCAUUGUCGCUCUGAUUUCCCUUGGUCAUUGCAAGCACUGUCUGAGAAGCUUCGAGCGUGGAACAAAGAGACGUUUGGAAAUAUCUUCAAAAUAAAGAGACUCAUGUCUGAUCGCCUCCAGAAAAUUGAGAAGUUCAAUGAAACUUCCCAAAGUAGGAGCUCCCUUGAGAUGGAGCAGCCGAUCAGGGAAGAGCUUGAAGAAACUCUAUGGCAGGAGGAGAUUCUUUGGAUACAGAAGUCUGGGCUAAUUGGAUUCUGUUUGAUGACUAAAACACCAGGUUCUUUCAUACAAUACACGGACUAGAAGGAAGAGAAAUAGGAUCACUUUUCUCAAGUCGGAUGAUGGAACCUGGAUCACAGACCCGGAAGUCCUGCUUAAAAGGGCCAGAGAUUACUCUUGCAACCUGUUUAAUAGUGAUGAUUAACCAACGGACAUCCUCAUCCCCUGUCUCUUCCCUGUGAUUAGCCAGCAACAUUUCUCCAGGAUGAGUGGCCCUCCAUUUAACGAGUAGAUCAGAGCCAUCAUCAAUGAGAUGAAUGGGCUGAAGGCACCGGGGAAAGAAAGGAAUUCAAAUACAAAUUGGGGGGCGUCUUGACGGAAAAGAGAUUGCACGCGUUGAAUGGAUUAGAGAGGGUAGGGUCCCUUUACAAACCAUUCGAGCUAAAAUUGAUUAUUGUUCCUAUACAGUUAGAACUAUUUAUGGGGUAUUAGGUAUAAAAAUUUGGAUAUUUAUCGACGAGGACUAGUAAACCCUUAGUUAAUUUGUCUUUGCAUUCUAUACCUAUAUAUUGAUAGAAAAAAAUGAUAAAAUGUUUCAUUGAAUCAUAGCAAAAAAGGAGAAAUUUUAUAAGGUUGAAUAAAAAAAAUUGAUUUCUAAGUUGAUCUAAUUAUAAUUGCUAUGCUUAGUGUGUGACUCGUUAGUUUUUUAUGAAAAAAAGAGUUGACCCUUAUUAUGUUAUGAUAAUUAUGAUAUGAACUAAUAACUAGAAAACUAAUAAGCAAUUCAUCACUUCACAUUAUCCGGAUGGAAAGAAACAGCCAAGAUAUGA